AGACCAAAAGUGUAUAGGAAAAGAACAGACUGCUUCGAAAAAUAUGAUGAGCUUGACUUUUACCAACGUUUUCGCUUAAAAAAACAAACUGUUUUGUAUCUACUAGAUGAAAUAAAAGAACAAAUUCAGUUACCUACUAAUAAAGGUGGGUGCAUUACACCAUUACAACAAUUAUUGUUGACUUUAAGAUUCUACGCAUCAGGAAAUAUGCAAAUAAUCGUAUCAGAUUUUAUGGGAGUGUCUAGAAGUUCAGCUAGCAGGAUUAUCAAAAAGGUGUCUAUUGCUAUUGCCUCACUAGCCCGACAACACAUUCGCAUGUAUGAAAAUAAAAGGGAAUUGGAAGAAGCAGUUGAAAAAUUUUAUGAAAUAGCUUCAUUUCCCAAGACCAUUGGAGCAAUUGAUUGCACAUUAGUUAAAAUUGAUUCUCCCGGUGGAAAUGAUGCAGAAAUAUUCAGAUGUAGAAAAUCUUAUUUUGCAUUAAAUGUUCAGACAGUAAGCGAUGCUAAAUUGAAAAUAAGAGAUAUUGUUGUGAGAUGGCCAGGAUCGGUGCAUGACCAAACAAUUUUUAAUAAUAGCAGUUUAAAGCAAAAAUUUGAAAAUGGUGUAUUUGGUCAGUAUAUGCUAAUUGGUGACAGUGGAUAUUCUCUAAAGCCAUAUCUUAUGACUAAGUUACAACAAACUAGAACACCUGCUGAAAAUUUAUACAAUGAGUCUAUAAUAAGGACUCGAAAUGUAGUAGAGCGUCAAUACGGUUUAUGGAAAAGACGAUUUCCCGUUUUGAGGUUUGGCAUGAGACUAAAACUAGAAACCACAAUGGCAGUAAUAGUCGCAACUGCAGUUCUUCAUAACAUUGCCAUUGAUAUGAAUGAUAACUUUACUGAAGAAGAUGAAAUAGAGGAAGACGAUGAGGAUGUAUUACCCCCCAUGGAAAAUAAUCCAAAUAUAGCAGAAAAUAUAAGGAAUUUGAUAAUUAAUGAACAUUUUGCUAGAUUGUAAAUACUAAUAAUAAUUAAAAAUCAGUUUUAUGAAACA
Molecule: messenger RNA, 1032 nt
Organism: Leptinotarsa decemlineata (Colorado potato beetle)
Lineage: Eukaryota; Metazoa; Arthropoda; Insecta; Coleoptera; Chrysomelidae
Product: putative nuclease HARBI1
Source: RefSeq, a predicted model, not a curated record